UAAGAUUGUUUUACGCUUACUUUUGCUUCUGACUAUCAUGCUCCUUGAGUUCCACGCAAGUGAAAGUUUGAGGACGAACUGUACACCAGUAGCCCAUAUAGAUGUGCAUCUAUUUGUGGAGUUCGUUCAAAUAAACUGUCACGAGAUGGUAUGGGACUACGGCCGGGCCAAAAACAUUCACCACCACUAACGUUGCUUCACCUCCGAGUUUGUUCUAAGCAAAUCCUACCACUACCAGUACCAGGCAGCUACGUGGUUAGCGAGAAACUAUUAGCCAGCUAGCUAACCCGGAGUCAUUGUAAGCAUGUGGAGGAAGGCUGCAGCCGUUGCCCUUUUGGCUCUUGCUGUGGGGUACUUGUACCGCUCCAGACCUGAUCUACCGGACCAAAUGAUCCAGUACUUCCUGCCCCUGCUACAUCCAUCCCCCCACAGCGAGCCCAGUUCACACACCGUGGAACAGGUUAUCUCCAGUGCCUGGGAGGUCAUGAUAACCACACCUGCUAAACAAUGGGGAAGAGUGGCAGUUGGGGUAAAUGCAUGUGUGGACGUUGUGGUUUCUGGCGUAGGGCUGCUCCAGGCUUUAGCGCUGGACCCCGGCACAGGCCUUGAUCACCAAGUGUUGCACUCCAAAGAGGAGCUGCGGGAAGCCUUCAUCCACUACAUGGGGAAGGGGGCAGCAGCUGAGCGCUUCUUCAGUGACAAGGAGGUCUUUCAGAGGAUCGCACGGGCCGCUGCAGAGUACCCUGGGGCUCAGCUUUACGUGGGUGGAAAUGCUGCUCUCAUCAGCCAGAAACUUGCUUCCCAUCCAGAGCUGAUGGUUCUACUGUGUGGUCCUGUGGGACCUAAACUGCACGAGAUGCUGGAUGAGCAGAUCGUCGUGCCUCCUGAGUCUCUUCAGGAAAUGGAUGAAUAUCACCUUAUUCUGGAGUACAAGGCAGGGGAGCAGUGGGGUCAGACUCGGGCACCCCAAGCCAACCGCUUCAUCUUCUCCCAUGAUGUUUCCAACGGGGAAAUGCGUGCACUGAAGACGUUUGUGGCCAGCCUGGAGGAGUUCCAGCCAGACCUGGUGGUCCUCUCAGGCCUGCACAUGAUGGAGGGGCAUGGGAGGCACAUCUGGGAUGAAAAGCUCAAAGAGGCUGUGGCUUCCAUCUCUGAUGUACGACAUCAAGUCCCCAUCCACCUGGAGCUGGCCAGCAUGACGGACAAAGACUACAUGAACCGUGUCAUGCAAGAGCAGGUCGUACCUAUGGUCUGCUCCAUCGGCCUCAAUGAGCAAGAGCUGCUGUUCCUGUCCCAAGCUGGAGCAGGACCUCACUCAGAGAUGACCUCCUGGAACGGGAUUCCAGACGUUGGGCGUGUCAGCGAUAUCCUUCUGUGGAUCCUGGAGACCCAUGGGCACAGCGACCCUGAGUCUGAGGCUGACCUGACACGCAUCCACUUCCACACCCUGGCUUACCACGUCAUGGCCACGGUGAACGGCCACUGGGACAACCAGCCGGCCGCAGUCAUGGCUGGCGCUCGCAUAGCCAGCACCCAGGCCUGUGGUCUCCAGACGGUCGACGUCAGCAAGGUAGUUCUCAAAGCCCCACUGGAGUUCUAUAGCUCCCACCAUGAGCCUAGGGAGAUCCUAACUCUAAACCCAGGUGACCCUGUCACCGUGUGGCGCCGUGGCAACGUGACCUUGUACCUCACACCUGUGCUGGUUUGCAAGGAGCCACUCCGGACAGUGGGGCUCGGGGAUGCUAUCUCCGCAGAGGGACUGCUGUACUCUGAAAUGAGGCCGCAGCAGCCUUUUCUAGAUUAGCGCUCCCUUAACAACAAAGUCUUCAGUCGCCUCAGGGCUCCUGGGAUUUGGCUCAGUUUGCAAUGGUUUGUUUUUAAGCAAUUUGGACAAACACAAACUGCACAAACAUGUACUGUGCCUUGAUCAAGAAACCCACCCCCACCAUGCUUCCCACAUUUCAAAGAUACAUUGAGUAGAACAUUUAAGCUAAAAGGCUGUUUGUGUAUCAACUAUAAACACAUAUAUUGCAUAUUGUGUCAUAUUGCAGGGUUUCCAAUAAUGAGAAUAAUUUCAACUCUUAAUUGUGUUAAAUACAAUUUCCAGUACUCCUCUAAAUUUGACCAGCAUUAGGCUUAUGUUAUCUCAUUACAUUCAUUUGGCAGUUGAACAAGUGCUAUACAGAGCACAUCUAGGCCAACUGAUGAUAACCUACUAAGACUUGACAGUCAUUAAAUUACAAUGAAGAGAUUAUUUAAUUAAAAAGCAUUACACAAUUAUUAAACUACAGAAUGUCUCAAUAGAAGCUGAAAAUGUGAUACUGUUGUGGGAGGGGUUGGUCUUGUUAUCAUGGCAUGUAAAUAUGCAAAACGAUGUUGAUAAUACUGUAUAGGUAAUUAUAGAAGUAUCAUCUAGGACAUAAACAUCAUCCUGUUUGUGCUUCCUGUUCAAGCUGCAUGCAGGUCUUGCCACAUUUUUUUUUUCUUCUUUUUUUGUCACAUUCAUAAACUACAAAUAAAGAAAAUGAUGACAGAGGAGAGCAGUGAUCUACCCAACCUUGAAAGAACUCCUAACAUACAUCUUUACUGUAGGUUUACUUUGCAUAUAUUUGUAAGCUUUUCACAAAGCUAAUAUAUAAGGUACAUACUGUAGUGUAGACCCUUCAGAUAUACUUCAAAUUCUAUGCAAAAUCCAUAAUGGACUAAAACUGUCUGGACAUAUGCAGGAUUGUACCUUUUUAGAUCUGCAAUUUGUGUUAUCUCAAAAGGCAGAGAAUUACCUGCAAAUUAUUUUAACAGAUGCAAAUGAAAUACUCUUCUUUCUGUUCUCAUAAGUCAUAAAUACUCCCAACGAAUACCUGUCCUCGUGAAUAUUGUGUAGAAACAAUGUAUUCAUAUGAUUAAUUUGUUGCUGUCAAAGAUUGCAGAAACAUGAAAAAACAAAAAACGUUUUUAAUGCAAAUAAAUGCUUAUAUUUUUUUCUCGUGAACCAUCCAUUUGAAUCACUCCAGAACUAGUGUGCCUACUCAUCGAAAAUAUAUUUCCAUGUGACAUUUAUGUUGAAAGAUGGCAAAACGCAUCUGAGGUGGUCAGAAGGUUAGUUGGUUAAAAGGCCAACUCAAGCCUUUAUUUAAGCAACAGCAGCUGCCCUGGCAGGACAACCUAGGCUUUGUACAUUUACCUGAUAUGGACAUUUACUUGAUAGCCAUUUCAAAAACUUUACAGUACCAUAGACUAUUUCUGUUCCCAGUGUUCCUCAUCUCAUUUAAUUGUGUUUGAUGUAUUAGGCGUUAGUAUAUUUGAUUCUCAAAACAUUAUCAUAUCAUUGACAUUCAGUCUUUUAGCUUGUGUUGUUAAUGUUAAUGCAUGAUUGUAUUUGGUUGGUGGAAUGUCCUCCAACAGAUUGGAGAAAGUAUAGGAUCAUUGUUAGUGUCAUAUGGAAUCACAGAUCAAUGGAUCGUCAGAUUGGCUGUUGCACUAGGGAGUCUUAAUAUAAAGUCUGGAAGAGAAUAAUUGUACCUCCAUUCCUGAAGAUGAUGGCAGUCUUAACUCAGAUGACAGCUUGUCUCUUAUCUGAGACUAAAUCUGUAGGGACAUUUUCUAUCGGAAUUGAGAUUUAGUGAGCACUAUGUUAAGACUUUCUUACUAAACAAAAUGUUUUAACUAAGUUACCCUUUAAACAUACAUGGUGGUAACCAGCCAGUCUUCAUGUGCUUACACUAUAUGAUUAUAGGGAAUAAAACCUUUCUUCUUUUUUUUUACAGAAGAAUUUACCUAUUGUACUGUUAGGAUAAAAAAUGUAAAGCAAAUAUGGUUUUGGUGGGGGGUACCUUUUGUUUGUAUGAUGUUUGUCCUUACAUUCUGCAAUAACUGUUUACCAUGAGCUAACCAUUCUCAUUUUGUCAAGAAGGCAGACCAAUUCUGAUUAAAAGUACUGGUAAAACUU
Molecule: messenger RNA, 3946 nt
Organism: Hypomesus transpacificus
Lineage: Eukaryota; Metazoa; Chordata; Actinopteri; Osmeriformes; Osmeridae
Gene: adpgk
Product: ADP-dependent glucokinase
Exons: 8
Coding region: 305-1804 (499 amino acids)
Biological process (GO): glucose metabolic process
Cellular component (GO): endoplasmic reticulum
Molecular function (GO): ADP-specific glucokinase activity
Source: RefSeq, a predicted model, not a curated record